CGCGAACCCAGCGUGAUCUUUUUCCGGUUUAUCGUGAUAUUGUACAGACGGCACAAUGAAAGCUAAGGGUGAACUAAAGGAGUUCGAAGUGAUCGGACGCAAGUUGCCGACCGAAAAAGAAAAAACGACGCCUUUGUACAAAAUGAGAAUAUUUGCACCCGAUGCUAUCGUUGCAAAGUCAAGAUUUUGGUACUUCUUACGUCAGUUAAAAAAAUUCAAGAAGUCCACCGGAGAGAUCGUAUCUCUUAAACAGAUUUCAGAGAAAACUUUGACAAAAAUAAAAAAUUUUGGAAUUUGGUUGAGAUACGACUCGAGGUCCGGAACUCACAAUAUGUACAGAGAGUACAGAGAUCUUUCUGUCAGCGGUGCCGUAACACAGUGUUACAGAGACAUGGGAGCUCGUCAUCGCGCUCGUGCUCAUUCCAUCCAAAUUAUUAAAGUCGAAGUUGUAAAAGCUGAGAAUUGCCGAAGACCUCAGGUCAAACAAUUCCACGAUUCCAAAAUCAGGUUCCCGUUACCAAAACGUAUUCAUCAUAAGAAUCGUAUGCCACUCUUUAGCGUUCGAAAACCACGUACCUAUUUCCUUUAAAUACUUUCUGACUAG
Molecule: messenger RNA, 604 nt
Organism: Colletes gigas
Lineage: Eukaryota; Metazoa; Arthropoda; Insecta; Hymenoptera; Colletidae
Gene: RpL18A
Product: 60S ribosomal protein L18a
Exons: 3
Coding region: 56-589 (177 amino acids)
Biological process (GO): translation
Cellular component (GO): cytosolic large ribosomal subunit; ribosome
Molecular function (GO): structural constituent of ribosome
Source: RefSeq, a predicted model, not a curated record